AUGAUUCAAAAAUUCUUCAUUCUAUUUCUAUUUUCACUAAUUCGAAAAGUUCAAACACACAAUUUCACAAAAUUUUCGCUUUCCUGUUUGACGAAUGAGAAUGUGAGUUAGCCUAACUCGAAAUUUCUAAAUUCCAAAAAAAUUUCUGCAGGGAACUCUUCAACACAAGGAUCAUUAUCUGGACCUCGGGAAACAUUCAGGGCGAGUUGGAAACCAGGAAAUCUGGAAGUUUGAAAAUGUUGAGUAUGAUGAGGAGGAUAUCGCGAAAUAUGGGAGACCUGUGAGUUUUCAGGCGGGGUACUGUAGGCAAAAGUGUUUGCACACAGCACACAGGAAAUUAAAAAUAUUCAAAAAAUUUCAGUCUUGCGUCACAUAUUUCCAAAAAAACGAUACUCAUCGAUAUACGUGGUUCGGGAUUAUGAGUCAAGCUGUUUUGCCGGUUGAAUGUGCACAGAGUGGUAAGAGAUGCAGAGAAGCUAGACGGCUAGGGACGCAGAGAACUCUGGCCGUUGAAGAGGAAGCUAGAGACGCAGAGAAAUCAGAGAGCUAGAGACCCAGAGAAACUGGCCGCUGACGCAGUAAUUUUUCCAAACGAUGCUCCGCGAUUACGGCAUGAAAUAUCAUGAUUUUCGUUGUUGAAAAUGGUGAAAACCAAAGAAAUGGGGUUUAACAACGACGCUCCGCGAUUACGCAAUGGAAAUGAUGGUUUUACGCUUAACUUGAACAUUUUUGCUGGCUUUUAUGCUGAAAAACCAUGAAAAUUGGGUUUUGCAACGAUACUCCGCGAUUACGCAGUGGAAAUUGGUGGUUUUACGCUUGAAAUGGUUGAAACUAGGGUUCGCAACGAUGCUCCACGUUAACGGGGUCAGAAUCAUGAAAUACUGACCCUGCGAUCGAGCGUAGCGAGUGUUAACCGCAAGCUUCCGCGUCAGCGGCACUGUCUUCCGCUUCAUCGGCCAGUUCCUCUGCGUCUCUAGCUUUCUGCGUCUCUCACUUCUACAUGAUCUCUAAUCGAGCGAAGCGAGUGUAGACCGCAAGCUUCCGCGUCAGCGGCCAUUUCCUCUGCGUCUCUAGCUCUCUAAUUUCUCUGCGUCUCUCAAUUCUACAUACUAUCUUCCAGACGUGAUGCAUUGUUUCAACAAAUACAUGCCAUUUCAAAAAUCCAAAAUCUCAAUCGCGCCCAACAUCAAAUCCAACACUUCCGUCGUAUGUUGUUGCUCAUAUGAUCAAUGCAACUACAAAAAUCCGAUUUUUCUUUCGAAAGUUCAAGAAACAUAUGCGAAUUUUCAACUUCGUGGAUUUGUUCGAUUUUUUUCGAUUUUGCUAUUUCUGGUUGCGAUUGUUGUAAUUUAUUCGUUGAUCGAGAAAAUGUUGCAUUUUGGAUAUACUAGUUUGAAAGAGUUGUUGUAAGUUGGGCUUGAGAGAGGCAGAGAAACCAGGGAGGUUAGAGACGCAGAGGGAUUAGCUGCUUUGUCCGAGAGUCAGAGGUUAGAGACCCAGAGAAACUGGCUGCUUCUCUGAACAUCUCAAGUAUCUCUAGCUUCUCUGCGUCUCUAACCUCAAAUUUUGCAACUUGCAGUUCUAGUUACUGUAGAGAAUUGACAGUAGUCCGGACUGCAAAAAAUUGAUAAAUAGUUUGCAGUUCGGAUUACUGUAUUCACAUAUGAAGAUACAAAAAACGAGUUCAACGUUUUUUUUGUUUGAAAUUUGCAGUUCGGAUUACUGUAGAAAGCGGGUCAGACGAGAGAAAUCAGAGAGCUAGAGACGCAGAGAAAUCUGUGUCGCUCAAUUCUCAUCUCUAGCUUCUCUAAAACCUCUGCGUGUCUAACUUUUCUAGCUUCUCUAAAAUCUCUGCGUCUCUAACCUCUCUAGCUUCUCUGAAAUCUCAGUGUCUCUCGCUUCUCUAUCAUCUCUGUGUCUCUAACUUUCAUAAUACCUCUAGAUUCUUUAGAACCUCUGUAUCUCUAACAUCUCUAGCUUCUCUAACCUCUCUAGCUUCUCUGCGUCUCUAGCUCUCUGAUUUGCCUCGAUUUUUCACGAAUUAGACGAAAAAUAGGUUUUUACAACGAUACUCCGGCGGUUACGGCAUGAAAAUUCAAGUCUUUAAUGCUGAAAAUGAUCGCAAGCCAUGAAAAUAGGGUUUUGCAACAAUGCUCCGCAAUUACAAGGUUGAAAUUGAUGGAUUUUUCAACGAUGCUCCGCGUUUACGGGGUCAGAACCUUCCGGAAAUCCCACGAACUUUCCAGCUCCGACAAAAUCGCCAUCGAAACAUCGGAAGAAGACGCGACUGCCGCACCCAUCGACCUCAUCCAAAUGCAAUCAUUCUCCGUGAAAAGCACUCAAUGUGAUCCGAUCGCCGAACUCGAAGAUCAACAACGUGUCGAUGCGGAAAUCGCGGAACAAGAGGAAGCGGAGAAGCGUCGACGCGCGGAAGCCGCGCAAAAAACCACACAAGGCUUGUUGCCGCCAUCGUUGCGCAAAUUGCCGACGACUGCGCGCAGCCAGAGACGCAAGUUGCCGUCGUCCAGGUGAGAGGGAUUUCCGAGUUAGCCUAACUCGUUCCCAUUUUCUUUUCCAGACGCAAGAUCAAAACCAAGACCAAAACCAUGCAAGAUGUCACAACUCAGGAGCAAACCCACAUUUCACCGCCACAUCCAAAUCCAAAGAAAGAGUAUAAACCUUGGAAAAAACGGUCGAAAGCUCCGAAACAGGAGGGAGUUAUUGGAACUGAAUCGACACAGAGUGAUGAAGUUUAUGUGAGUUUUUGAAGGGACAUUUGAAGGGACACGUGUUCCUUUAAAUAUCUUUUUUGAAGGGACAUAAAGGGGUUAUGUUCCUUUAAACAAUUACAGUAAUUUAGAGGGACACGUGUUCCUUUAAAGAAUUACUGUAAUUUGAAGAGUAUCCCAUGUUCCUUUGAAUAAUUACAGUAAUUUUAAGGCUUAACCUUCCAUGUUCUUUUAAAGAAUUACAGUUAUUCAAAGGCUUUUUAACCCAUGUUCCUUUAAAUAACUACAGUAAUUCAAAGGCUUAUCUCAUGUUCCUUUAAAUAACUACAGUAAUUAUAAGGCGUGUCCCACAUGUUCCUUUAAAUUAUUACAGGGUGCGCGCGAAAUAUGUGUGCAUGAACUUUUGGCCCUAAUAAAGCCAGAACGUGUCUGAUCACGCUGAGAUUUGGUCUCAAAUUAGCCAAACUAAUGACAAUACAAAAUCCGAAGCCGAUUUUGUAUACCUAGACCAAGUCACAUAAUUUCCUUUGGGGUAUGGUUUUAGAAUGAGUGUGGUAUGAACGCGGCUAUUUUCAAGUUCACAAGACUGUUUCAAAGUCUUAAUUUUGACUAUUAAUUGAAGUGAUCAGCAAAAAAUCUUUAUUUUACCUUCCCUGAUAGUGUUCAUAACAGAAAUCCAUAUCUGGUUCCACAAAACUUUCUGAAAAUGGUGUUUAGUGCAACCUACAAAAGUGAAGUUUUCAAAAAAAUUUCCCAAAAAGAGACAAAAAUCAAUUAUUGUCGAAAGUAAUGUUUGUAUAACCAAUAUUUCUAUCAAACUGCAGUAAUAUGAACAUAUUAUCAUAAGUCAGUCAUAAUCACGAUGAAUUAUUGACUUUUAAGUGCUCUAGAGCUUGUUUCUCAGAUUGAAUUCAGAUUUCGCCGAUUCCUCGAGAGGAAUUUUGUUGUAGGCCUGCUCGUUCUUAAAACGAUAUGAUGAACUCUAUGAAUUUAAAUAAAGUAAGCCAAUGAUGUCUAAAGACAUCCUACAAAAUCAUAUUUAAAUAACUUUUACGAAACUCGAGUUCUAAUUGGUCAAAAUCAUUAUCCGAAAAAUAGGAAGAGUGGCGUUCUUAUUUUCUCAUUUUCACAAAUUCUCUUCUGACUUCAUACAAAGCGGAUUCUAUUUUAAGUGAAGAGAUUGACUUGAAUUCUUGUAAAUGGUGUUUCUCGGAUACUUGUGACUUGUUUUGAACAAUCCAUACUCAAAUUUACUACGUGUGCCAAUAUUACUAACACUGUAUGUGAAAUUUUCGCAUGCACACAUAUUUCGCGCGCACCCUGUACAGUAAUUUGAAGGCUUAUCAACCCAUGGUCCUUUGAAGAAUUACAGUAAUUUAAAGGCUUUUCAACCCAUGUUCCUUUAAAUAAUUACGGUAAUUUAAAAGGGCUCUCAUGCUCCUUUGAAUCUCUAAUAAUUUAAAGGGAUAGAUGUUCCUUUAUCUAAUUACAGUAAUUUCAAGGCUUAUUAACGCAUGUUCCUUUAAAACUCCCAUUUUUUCAGCCAAUUCCACCUCGCCCAACUCCUCGAGUUUUACGCGACGGAAGAGUUCAAGGAAUUUCGAUGAACUAUGAUGAAAGCACAUUUUCGGAUUUGAAUUAG
Caenorhabditis angaria is the source of this 4371-nucleotide messenger RNA. The record is from the annotation of a GenBank genome assembly. NCBI's taxonomy places the organism in Eukaryota, Metazoa, Nematoda, Chromadorea, Rhabditida, Rhabditidae.